Messenger RNA from Aspergillus novofumigatus IBT 16806, 927 nucleotides. RefSeq names its product GNAT family N-acetyltransferase. Gene Ontology annotation, molecular function: acyltransferase activity, transferring groups other than amino-acyl groups. Lineage: Eukaryota; Fungi; Ascomycota; Eurotiomycetes; Eurotiales; Aspergillaceae. The coding region runs from base 145 to 657 and encodes 170 amino acids. The record is from RefSeq and is a predicted model, not a curated record. The transcript is spliced from 3 exons.
GAUUAGUUUACCAGAGCACUACCUGAUGGCAGCAGAACUCCAGUAAAACCCAGCAUUCUAACAUACUCCAGCCCCGGGAUAUCGACGCAAUGCAUUUAUUCAACAAAUACAACACUAUCAGACCAUCAUCCCCCGAAAAUGACAAUGACAACCGCCCUGCACUACCGCCUCGCAACACCCACCGACGCCCCCAAAUCCAACACCUCACCAAACUGGACCGGCGACACAGCCCUCUCCUCGGCCUUCCGCGUCGACACCACUGAGAUCCUCGCAAAGAUCACCACGCCGGACAGCGCAUUCCUCCUUGCAAGCGACCUCACCGGCGCCCUGAUCGCCUGCAUCGGAAUCUCCAGGGAAACUGCGGACGCUGACCUCGCACGCUUCUUCAUGCUGGCUGUCGAUGAAGCGUACCAGCGCUUUGGGAUCGGGCGGAAAGUCCUCGCUUACGCGGAGGGGUAUUGUCAGAGGAAAUGGGGUGUUAGGCGGGGAGGUCUGAAUGCGCUCUCGACUCGGGAGGAGCUGAUAUUGUGGUAUUUGCGCUGUGGGUAUCGGCCCACAGGGGAGGUGACGCCUUUUCCGGUUGAGAGGUUUAGGGGGUUGGAGUUGCCGGAGGAUUUGGGCUUUGUGGAGAUGGAGAAGGUGUUGAUUGCGAGCUGAACCGCGGGGGUAAUGGGAUGGUGCAGGAGGUUUGUGUAGAGGAUGGUCGUGGUCCAGGGAGGUAUUGAUUGGUGGCUUCCUCAUGGUACUGGCAGCAGAUUCUGACGGGUAAAGGUCACGUAGACUCAAUAAGUGCAUAAGCAAAGUGGACAUGAUAAGAUUCAGCAUAGAACUAAGCACUGUACAGUUGACCGGCACACUGGGUGUUUCCGCAUAAAUGCUUGACAUCUACCAGCCGUUCUUCAGGAUACAACGGAAAUGCUCAUGUAC